GCUGCGUUCGUUUCCUACUUUACCAAACUCUCCCAGCUGUUGAACAUCAUAAAAAUCUUUAAACAGCAUCCCGGAGAGAACUCUGAUGAGUUGGAAGUUUUAAAAAAGAUUUCUCAUUUCAAGUGUUGCUUCCACUGUGUCCAAAUACCCAAAAAUCAAUUACAAACACAAGAAACCGCGCGUCUUAAAAGGGACUUCCUGACCUAAAUUUGCAGAAAUGAUUGUGAGAGAGGCUGUAGUGUUGCUAAUUUUGGCGUUUGCCGCCUUAGCGAAGCCAAAAUCAGAAGAGAAGAAGGACAGGGUUUUUGACCGUGAGUUGAGCGAUAAGGAACAUUUUGAAAACGAGCAUCACAACCCUCAGUAUGACCAUGAGGCGUUUUUGGGGGAGGAAGCAAAGACUUUUGACCAGUUACCACCCGAAGAGAGCAAACGACGUUUGGGAUUGAUCGUUGAUAAAAUCGACAAUAACAAGGACGGAUACAUUUCGCGGGAAGAACUGAAAGACUGGAUCCGUUUCACCCAAAAGCGCUACAUUACUGAAGAUGUGGAUCGCCAGUGGAAGCAACACAAUCCCGAAAACGAGGAAUCUAUCCCUUGGGAACGUUACCAGAAACUGGUUUAUGGAUUUUUGGACAGUAUGGACCCUUCGGAAGCGGAGAAAGAUAGCGAAGGGUUUUCCUACAAGCAGAUGUUGAAGCGGGACAGGAGGCGGUGGCAAGUGGCUGAUCUUAACGGUGACGAUGCGCUCACUAAAGAAGAGUUCAUGCAUUUCCUGCAUCCGGAAGAAUCCGACCAUAUGAAAGAUAUCGUGGUCCAGGAAACCAUGGAAGAUAUUGAUAAAGACAGCGACGGGAAAAUAUCUCUCAAGGAAUAUAUUGGCGAUAUGUUCAAAGGGGACGAAAACGAGGAAGAGCCCGAAUGGGUCAACAAUGAAAGGGAACAAUUUAAUACAUAUCGGGACAAGGAUGGCGACGGUUUUAUGGACAAUGAGGAAGUGAAAAAUUGGAUUCUCCCUCCGGAUUUUGACCACGCCGAAGCCGAAGCGCGACAUUUGAUCUUUGAGGCUGAUUCGGACGCCGACGAACAGCUAACAAAGGAGGAAAUUUUGAACAAAUAUGAUUUGUUUGUAGGCUCGCAAGCGACCGAUUUUGGCGAAGCGCUAGCCCGACACGACGAAUUUUAAUGCAUUUUUAGGGAGGGCUUCAAGGGCCAGUCAUAUCGGGAGUCUUCCAAUUUACCAAAAAAUCUCAAUAAAGAUGCUGCUUUCUCUUAUUUUAACUCUUUCCAUGUAUUGGUUCCUUUAUCUCUACGGAUGAAGGGGCGAUUAAGUGUUCUUAAUUUAGUGUGUAUGUUAGUUUGUAAUACUAAAAUUUAUUGUUUAUGGAGAUUAUGUGUAGGUGUUGUAUUUAUGUGCCAUUUCGCUGGCCAAAGCAUUUACUAAUUUAAGACAAUUUCUUUAAGAAUGAGGUCGUUAGCACCGGUCUGAUACUUAACGCGAUGAAUCCUUGGUGCUAAGAUUAUUUUUAUAUUAUACAAAUUUCCCUCUAUCAAUAAAUUAUAAGUUUUA
Messenger RNA from Tribolium castaneum (red flour beetle), 1567 nucleotides. RefSeq names its product supercoiling factor (gene scf). The record is from RefSeq and is a predicted model, not a curated record. The transcript has 3 exons. Bases 218 to 1183 code for a protein of 321 amino acids. Lineage: Eukaryota; Metazoa; Arthropoda; Insecta; Coleoptera; Tenebrionidae. Gene Ontology annotation, molecular function: calcium ion binding. Gene Ontology annotation, cellular component: endoplasmic reticulum.